AUGUUGAACUCCGGAACAGAAAACACGCCUGAGCAGACAGGCUCAGCUACUAGAGCUCCGAGUUCCACAAGAGAAAGAUGUGGAACCGGAGCUGAUGCUGAGCUGCCGGCUCUUAUAGAAGACCAAUCGGGACUGCGCCGCGGUCGUGCCACGUAG
Molecule: messenger RNA, 156 nt
Organism: Melampsora larici-populina 98AG31
Lineage: Eukaryota; Fungi; Basidiomycota; Pucciniomycetes; Pucciniales; Melampsoraceae
Exons: 2
Coding region: 1-156 (51 amino acids)
Source: RefSeq, a predicted model, not a curated record